AGUGAUUCUCCUGCCUCAGCCUCUUCAGUACUUGGGACUACAGACACCUGCCACUGCAUCUGGAAUCAUUGUUCUAUUUUAAACUUACAUUUUUUAUUCCAUCUAGAAGUUAUUUUGCUGUAAGGACUGAGGAUUAUUUGAGUCGGAGCGGCGGCGGCAGGUCAUGCGGGACGCGGUUGCAGACGCAGGCGGAAGCACCAACUGCGGGGAUAGCCAGGGUGACCACAGCUGCCCCGGUGGCGCGGACACAGCGGCAGCUCCGGCCGGUGGAGCUCCCCCACCUCACGCCUCAGGUCCUGGCAGAGACGCCACGUCUGUGGCCAGGGGGCCAGGAAUGCGGCCACACGUAUUCACCCUCAGCGUGCCUUUCCCGACCCCCUUAGAGGCGGAAAUUGCCCGGGGGUCCCUGGCUCCAGAUGCUGAGCCUCACCAAAGGGUGGUUGGGAAGAAUCUCGCAGUGAGCGGCAGGAUCUUGGCCGUCCGCUGGGAAGCUGAAGACUGUCGCCUGCUCCGAAUUUCCGUUAUCAACUUUCUCGACCAUCUUUCUCUGGUGGUGCAGACCAUGCAGCACUUUGGGCCCCCCAUUUCCCGCUAAGCCUGGUCUGGCAAAAUGGGGCGAGGUCUAACCUUGCGUCUCCUCCUAGGCAGUACAUCCAUUCUUCCCUAGGGCAGGGAAUUCCCAUAGUUGCUACUUUCCUGGAAGGGCCUCAUGGUCGGCCUGUACUGGCCUUAGGAUACUCAGGGGCCCCUUGUUAUAUCUGGUUCUUAAAUGUUUGUUACCACAGAAAAUAAAACUGAGCUACUAUUACAAAAAAAAAAAAAAUUGAUCAGCACAAAGUGGAAAGUAAAUCCUAACUAAAAUGCUGUUUUUUAUGUUUGUAUAAAUUUAAAUUUUUUGGAAUAUUUAGUUUUUAAUUAGGGCCAGAUUUUUAUUUAUUUAUUUAUUUUUUGAGUAGCACCAAUUUGUUCUAGUUCUUCUCUUACCUCUCUGACUAUAUACAAUUUCAGUCUUUAUGAACUCUCCUUCAUUCCUACCCCCACUCGCCACCCCUCAUUUUUUUUAAACUAAACUUUUUAUUUAAGAGUAAUUUUAGAUUUGCAGAAAAGUUGUCAGGGUAAUGCAGAGUUCCCAUUAUCCAGCAUUCCGUCUUCCCUAUUGUGAAAAUUUACAUUAAAAUGGUACAGUUCCCACAA
This is a messenger RNA of Chlorocebus sabaeus (green monkey), 1194 nucleotides long. Its product is annotated as EKC/KEOPS complex subunit LAGE3-like. Gene Ontology annotation, cellular component: EKC/KEOPS complex. Lineage: Eukaryota; Metazoa; Chordata; Mammalia; Primates; Cercopithecidae. The record is from RefSeq and is a predicted model, not a curated record.